CUGUCCAUCCAGCCCCAUGCACACCCCUCUGUCUCUCCAUCCAGCUCCAUACACACCCCUCUGUCCAGCCAACCCCAUGCAUACUCCUCUGUCUGUCCAUCCAGCCCCAUAUACACCCCUCUGUCUGUCCAUUCAGCCCCAUACACACCCCUCUGUCAGCCAGCCCCAUGCAUACCCUCUGUCUGCCCAUCCAGCCCUAUGCACACCGCUCUGUCUGUCCAUCCAGCCCCAGGCCCACCCCUCUGUCUGUCCAUCCAGCCCCAUAUACAUCCCUCUGUCUGUCCAUCCAGCCCCAUGCACACCCCUCUAUCUGCCCAUCCAGCCCUAUGCACACCCCUCUGUCUGUCCAUCCAGCCCCUUCAGCCAGCCCACCAGACCCAUACACACCCCUCUGUCUGUCCGUCCAGCCCCAUGCACACCCCUCUGUUUCUCCAGCCAGCCCCAUACACACCCCUCUGUCUGUCCAGCCAGCCCCAUGCACACCCUUCUGUCUGUCCAGCCAGCCCUAUGCACACCCCUCUGUCCAGCCAGCCCUAUGCACACCCCUCUGUCCAGCCAACCCUAUACACACCCCUCUGUCUGUCCUUCCAGCCCCAUGCACACCCCUGUCUGUCCAUCCAGCCCCAUGCACACUCCUCUGUCUGUCCUUCCAGCCCCAUACACACCCCUCUGUCUGUCCAUCCAGCCCCAUGCACACCCCUCUGUUUGUCCAGCCAGCCCCAUACACACCCUUCUGUCUGUCCAGCCAGCCCCAUGCACACCCUUCUGUCUGUCCAUCCAGCCCCAUGCACACCCUUCUGUCUGUCCAGCCAGCCCUAUGCACACCCCUCUGUCCAGCCAACCCUAUACACACCCCUCUGUCUGUCCUUCCAGCCCCAUGCACACCCCUGUCUGUCCAUCCAGCCCCAUGCACACUCCUCUGUCUGUCCUUCCAGCCCCAUACACACCCCUCUGUCUGUCCUUCCAGCCCCAUGCACACCCCUGUCUGUCCAUCCAGCCCCAUGAACACCCCUCUGUUUGUCCAUCCAGCUCCAUGCACACCGCUCCAGCCAGCCCCAUAUACACCCCUCUGUCUGACCAUCCAUCCCCUCGAUCCAGUCAGCCAGCCAGUCCCAUACACACCCCUCUGUCUGUCCAUCCAGCCUCUCGAUCCAGCCAACCAGCCCCAUAUACACCCUCUGUCUGUCCAUCCAGCUCCUCGAUCCAGCCAGCCAGCCCCAUAGACACCCUCUGUCUGUCCAUACAGCCCCAUCCAGCCAGCGAGCCCCAU
This is a messenger RNA of Gopherus evgoodei (Goodes thornscrub tortoise), 1270 nucleotides long. RefSeq names its product DNA-directed RNA polymerase II subunit RPB1-like. Bases 168 to 1223 code for a protein of 351 amino acids. The record is from RefSeq and is a predicted model, not a curated record. The transcript has 2 exons. NCBI's taxonomy places the organism in Eukaryota, Metazoa, Chordata, Testudines, Testudinidae.